Nelumbo nucifera (sacred lotus) is the source of this 1588-nucleotide messenger RNA. RefSeq names its product zinc finger protein ZAT9-like. The record is from RefSeq and is a predicted model, not a curated record. Lineage: Eukaryota; Viridiplantae; Streptophyta; Magnoliopsida; Proteales; Nelumbonaceae. Gene Ontology annotation, biological process: regulation of DNA-templated transcription.
UCUUUUGGUGGAGGAAUGCUUGUCACCUACUCCUAACAGUUUCCACCCUCUCUAUAUACUUCUCAAGCACCCUUUCAGAGAGAAAAUAGAGGAAGAGCAACAAGGCAGAGCUAGAGCGUGCUUCGAAGCUCUGUUUCUGAGUUCAAUGGAGAGACACAGUUGUAAGCUCUGUUUUAAGCGCUUCGCCAAUGGCAGAGCUUUGGGUGGUCACAUGAGGUCACACAUGGCCACCCUUCCACCUCAACCGAAGGCCCAACAGAUUCAUCCGCUCGGAGAUGAGACUGAGUCUGCAUCGUCGUCGUCGCCGUCGUCUUCCUCGUCCUCCUCCGGUGAAGAGGAAAGGGAGGAGGAGGAGGAGGAGGGGGAGGGGGAGGAGGAAGAGGAGGAGAAGGCAGCUCUGUAUUAUGGGUUGAGAGAGAAUCCCAAGAAGAGCUUUCGUUUGGUAGAUCCUGAGUUUUCUUUUGCGGUUGAUGCCGGGUCGGUUGUUCAAGACAGGGAGAGCGAGACUGAGUCAUCGAGGAACCCGUCUUGGAGACGAUCGAAGCGAAAUCGAAAAUCGAGCAUCGCAGAGCAGCAGCAUCAGCAGGAACAGCGAACAGAACUCAAGAAGCCUAGGUCGAGCAAACCCAGUAAGACCGAGUCGACGGCGGAGCCGGAACCGGUAAGCUCAGUGUCUGAUACUACUCCCGAAGAGGAUGUUGCUCUAUGUCUUAUGAUGCUUUCGAGAGAUAUAUGGAUGAGGGAGGAGGAGGAAGAAGGAGAGAAAUCCAUUGACGAGUCGGAUGACUCGGAAGAGCUCAAAUUUCCGACUCGGACUCGGGGGAAGUACCAGUGCGGGACAUGCAAGAAGGUGUUUCGCUCUUAUCAAGCCUUGGGUGGCCAUAGAGCAAGUCACAAGAAGAUCAGGGGCUGUACGCCAUCUUCCUCCCCUGCUGCUCGAACCCAUGAAGCCGAGUCCGAACUUGGUAAUGCAGGCACUUCCGUCGUCGAUCGGAGAAUCCAUGAAUGUCCAGUUUGUUUCAGGGUCUUUGCUUCUGGACAAGCUCUUGGUGGGCACAAGAGAUCUCACCUUUCUGGUUCGGCUACUGCUGCAAAUUCUACUAAAUUUGGAGACAAUUUGAUAGAUCUCAAUCUCCCUGCUCCGCUUGAAGACGACGAUAUCAGUCAGGUCGAACUCUCGGCGGUCUCCGAUGCGGAAUUCGUCGACCCGAUAAAGUGAUCAAUGUUAAAAAGACUGAAUUUUGCGUUACUAGAUCGGAUUCAAAUCCAAACUCAGAGCUGUGGACGUUAAGUAGAGGUAAAAGCUUCAUCUAUUUUUUCUGCCUCUGUAGUCGAUCUGAGAUUAUCUUAAGCUCUUCUGACAAUUGGGAAAAUUGGGUUCUCUGUAUUUACAAAUCCUUCUUCUUCUUCUUCUUCUUCUUCUUCUUCUUAUUCUACUGCUACUACUACUCAAAAACGCUUUUUUUCUUUCUUCUUUUAAAACCCUGUUAUUUUUUCUUCUUUUCUGACUGUAAUUCAUUUCUUUGAAUUGGUUCCGAGUUAAGUGCUGUUACUUACUUGUAACAACUGAUUCUAGUGCGACCAUUAA